UCCCACUGCCCAAAGUCCACAAAUUCCAGCCACCGUCCUCCUCCUUCCCCUCGCCGUUCGCCAUUUCUGCUUCGCUUUCUUCCCCACUCCAUCGAUCACUCUGCAACUUCCCAUCGAUCUUCCCCUCGCGAAACCUCAAUUUCGGCAAACCCUCUCCGAAGGAAUGGCCUCGGCCCCUUUCUCGGCCGCUUUCUCCGCCCCUUCGUACGGCUUCCGUCGAGCCGGAACGAACGGGAACUCCCCCUUUCCGACCUCCCUUUGGUCGCCGGCCGCUCUUCGCGUGCCGUCAUCGGUUCGAUCCUCGCUCGGUUCGUGUAAUUCGGCUUUUCUCGUUAAUGGGUUGUCGUCGUCGUCCCUUCCGAGUUCGUCGCGGCUCAGCUUCAGUUCUCGCUCGUCGGGUGUUUAUGCUAGAGCUGCCACUGAGAAGACCCUCUACGAUUUCAGCGUGAAGGACAUUGAUAGGAAUGAUGUUUCAUUGAGCAAAUUCAAGGGAAAAGUCUUAUUAAUUGUGAACGUAGCUUCGAAAUGUGGUUUAACGACAUCAAACUACAAGGAGCUCUCGCACGUAUAUGAGAAGUACAAGACUCAAGGUUUUGAAAUUCUGGCUUUUCCUUGUAAUCAAUUUGGUGGCCAGGAGCCUGGUUCAAAUCCUGAGAUUAAACAAUUCGCUUGUACAAGGUUUAAAGCAGAGUUUCCGAUUUUUGAUAAGGUUGAUGUUAAUGGACCAGGUACAGCUCCUGUGUAUCAGUUUCUGAAAUCGAGUGCAGGAGGUUUUUUGGGUGAACUGGUCAAGUGGAACUUUGAGAAGUUUCUGGUUGACAAAAAUGGCAAAGUUGUGGAGAGAUAUCCUCCAACAACGUCUCCUUUUCAAAUAGAGAAGGACAUUCAGAAGCUUCUUGCUGCUUGAUUGCUUCUCCAACGGUGGAUCUCUCACUGAACGAGUCGGGGUUAAAGGUUGUGCGGCACCUCUCCUUUACUAUUAACAUGUAAUUGUGACGUACAUUUGGACGUGCUGAACUGGAGUUAGUGGGUUGUUCGUUCAUCUACAAUUGCCUUUAGUGCUCUUACAUCGUAUGAAUAUGAAUGCUGUAAAAUCGAUAUCCGCCAGACGGGUAAGCCAUGUAGCAUGUACUUACGUUUGAGUCUCUGUACAGCCUAAGGAUGUACGGUACUGGAUUUAGUCUAGCAAUUGAACUGCCGCUUUGCAUUCAACCUU
Molecule: messenger RNA, 1216 nt
Organism: Eucalyptus grandis
Lineage: Eukaryota; Viridiplantae; Streptophyta; Magnoliopsida; Myrtales; Myrtaceae
Product: probable phospholipid hydroperoxide glutathione peroxidase
Exons: 6
Coding region: 164-907 (247 amino acids)
Biological process (GO): response to oxidative stress
Molecular function (GO): glutathione peroxidase activity
Source: RefSeq, a predicted model, not a curated record